UGAACAUAUCACAACUAACUACAAACGUCAAAUGUAAAUGCUAAGCUAGUUAUGCUAACGUUAGCGCCAGUUAGCUUAACCGUUCACUGACAGAACAACUGUGUUAAUACUAAUGUUUUCUUUACUGGCAUGUAUCAGACCACCCAAACCGCGGGUCAGUGAGAGUCUCCUAACGUCUGAAUGGUGGCUAGCAGGCUAACAGCAACCAUCAGGCUGGUGUGAAAAUGGACGACCAAUACUCAUUUAUUAAUAUUGACAGCCUUCUCUUUCAGUUUGCUCUUCAAACUCGGGAGCUUUCAAAAAAGAAGAAUGAAAUUAACCAACAAAUUAAAGUUUGCAGAGCUGACAUUGUAGAGAAGAGUUCUUACAUUGAAACAAUCCACAAAAAUAUCAACAAACUUGAGGAAGAAAUCAGGGUGAAGCAGAGCACCCUGACACACAAUAAAGCAAAUGCUAAAAGCAUGAAGGUGACCAACAGAUUGCUUCAUCAGUAUGAGCAGACACUGAAAGAAGAGCUGGAGAGCAGGAAAGCCAACUACAAUCAUGAUAUGGAAGUCUAUGAAGAGAGAAUUGCGAACUACAGGAAGACAUUCCAGUCUCAUAAACAAUAUUAUUGCCAAAGUCCUCUUGCUCAAAAUCUGCUCAUGCUGCGAGCUGAAAAAGAGGAGAUCGAGUCUCGGAUCAAGGCUUGUGAUGAUGAAAUAACACUGAAGCAGAAAGAGCUGGACCAUCUAACUGUUCCAGCACUCAGUUCUUCUUCCACCGAGGAACUACCAGUCAGUAUUUCUAUCCAGCAACCCAUAAAAGAACCAGAGAAACAGUUAGAUCCUCACACAGGAGAUGGUGAUCCUUCCACUGACAUCUCCUCUCUUCAUCUCAACCAGACAAAGAAUGGUCAUGAAACCUCCGUAGAAGCAAAUGCUGACGAAAUUCAAGAGGCAAACAAGGUCCAGCAUACCACCACCUGCAGCCCUGUCCCAGAAGAUGCCAGCAGUGGACUGCGGUCAUAUCACCAGUUGGAUGAACAAAGAUGGCAAGAUGAGAUGCACACUGAGGAGCAGGAGCAGGAAACUGAACCAGACGGCCAGGAACAGCAGUCCAUUGUAUCUGACACAGAGGCGGCAGUGGAGCAGGAGAUUUUAGGAGAAAUGGUAGCUGUAGAGGAGGAGCAGCCGCUAAGCAAAGAGGACAAGAGGCUCACUGCUUUUCAGCAAUCACCAUCUCAAGAAACUAAUCCUGAGUCUUCCUCUGCAACAGUGAAAGCUGUACCUUCAACCCCAGUGUUUCCAUUUAACUUUAGUCCUGGAAGCUCCCCACAUCCAUGGAAUGCUGAUGCAAAAUCUCCAGCUUUCCCAUUCUCUCUGAACUGUGAUACUAGCAUCCCAGGGUUCUCUGGAUUCGACGUGGGCUCAGCACAGGAUGAGGACUCAUCAUUUGCAUUCACUGGCUCUUUUUUCAACAAGAAGAAAACUGCAGAAUCAAAGGGUUCAAGCUGCCCUGAGUUCCUGUUUGGCCAACCAGAGCAAAGUGAAGACUUCCAGUUUACCUUCACCUCCAAGAGUCCUCGGACAACUGACAAAGGCAAUAGCAGGAAUGACUUACCAUUUUCAUUCAACUUUUGAGAGUUACAAGAACCUUGUCUUAGAUGCAUCUUAAAUAUUGAAUUGCUGUGUUUGUAAGAUCAUUUCAUUACUUUGUACACUGUUCCUGUGUAGACAGUUAAGGAGAAUAGGUAAGCGUUCAUAGUUUAAUGCCGUGAUGUUUGCCAUGGAGGGCUUUUCUAAUACAAUUUUCCAUUUUUUAUUCUGUUAAAUUGCUUACUUAUAACGUAAUAUCUUAUUUCAGUGGCUGUUCACAAUACAGUGAACAUUUUCUGGCAUUAGCAUCUUGAAUAACAUUUUAUUAAAGAUUUAGCAUACUUAUCAAAGUAAUACACAUAAUACACAAAUUUCUCAGUAAGUGCAACUGUUAAGUGUAAUAAACUGCAAAUUGAUAAU
Molecule: messenger RNA, 1997 nt
Organism: Scatophagus argus
Lineage: Eukaryota; Metazoa; Chordata; Actinopteri; Scatophagidae
Product: protein SIX6OS1
Exons: 15
Coding region: 225-1622 (465 amino acids)
Biological process (GO): homologous chromosome pairing at meiosis; spermatogenesis; meiotic DNA double-strand break processing involved in reciprocal meiotic recombination
Cellular component (GO): central element
Source: RefSeq, a predicted model, not a curated record